This is a messenger RNA of Nothoprocta perdicaria, 2834 nucleotides long. It is a transcript of the gene EOMES, whose product is annotated as eomesodermin. NCBI's taxonomy places the organism in Eukaryota, Metazoa, Chordata, Aves, Tinamiformes, Tinamidae. Gene Ontology annotation, cellular component: nucleus. Gene Ontology annotation, molecular function: RNA polymerase II cis-regulatory region sequence-specific DNA binding; DNA-binding transcription factor activity, RNA polymerase II-specific. The transcript is spliced from 6 exons. Gene Ontology annotation, biological process: CD8-positive, alpha-beta T cell differentiation involved in immune response; regulation of transcription by RNA polymerase II; mesoderm formation. The record is from RefSeq and is a predicted model, not a curated record. Bases 1 to 1944 code for a protein of 647 amino acids.
AUGCAGCUGGGGGAGCAGCCGCCGCUCGCCGCGCCGGGGGGCCCCUUCUACCCGCUCGAGGGCGCCGGGGGCGGCAGCAGUAGCGGCAGCGCCCGCGGGCCGCCCGCUGCCGUCCCGGUCCCGCCGCCGCCGCGCCUCGACAAGGCGCCCGCGCAGCUCCCGGCCAUGCUGGGGGAGGCCGAGACGGGCGAGCCGCCCUUCGGCUCCGCCAAGGCGGAGGGCCGCAAGGCCGCGCCGUGCGGCGACGAGGAGCUGCCGCCCGCGCGCUACGCGCUGGAGAGCGUGAGCCCCGAGCGCUACUACCUGCAGUCGCCGGGGCCGCCGGGCGCCGAGCUGGGCGGCGGGCCCUGCUCGCUCUUCCCGUACGCGGCCGCGCAGCCCGGCGCCGUCUACCAGCCGCCCGCCGCGCCGCGCUACCCCUACGGCCCCGUGCUGGCGCCCGGCGGCUUCGCGGGCGCCGUGUGCCCGCCCGGCGCCCGCGCGCARUUCGGCGCGGGCGGCGGCAGCAGCUACCAGUACGGGCAGGCGGGCGGCGGGCCCCUGUACGGGCCCUACGCGGCGGCGGCGCCCGGCUCGUGCGGCGGCCUGGGCGCGCUCGCCGUGCCCGCCGCGGCGCCCGGCCUGCGGGCGCAGGUUUUCCUCUGCAACCGGCCCCUCUGGCUCAAGUUCCACCGGCACCAGACCGAGAUGAUCAUCACCAAGCAGGGCCGGCGCAUGUUCCCCUUCCUGAGCUUCAACAUCACGGGCCUCAACCCCACGGCGCACUACAACGUGUUCGUGGAGGUGGUGCUGGCGGAUCCCAACCACUGGCGCUUCCAGGGCGGCAAGUGGGUGACGUGCGGCAAGGCUGACAACAACAUGCAAGGCAACAAGGUCUACGUGCACCCCGAAUCGCCCAACACCGGGGCCCACUGGAUGCGCCAGGAGAUCUCCUUCGGGAAGCUGAAGCUGACCAACAACAAGGGUGCCAACAACAACAACGCCCAGAUGAUAGUACUGCAGUCUCUUCACAAAUACCAACCUCGGCUUCAUAUUGUAGAAGUGACUGAAGAUGGUGUUGAAGAUUUGAAUGAUUCUUCUAAGACUCAAACAUUUAUUUUUCCUGAAACGCAAUUCAUAGCAGUUACAGCCUAUCAAAACACUGAUAUUACGCAGCUCAAAAUUGAUCACAAUCCUUUUGCAAAAGGUUUCAGAGACAACUAUGACUCCAUGUACACAGCUUCAGAAAAUGACAGAUUAACUCCAUCUCCCACGGAUUCUCCUAGAUCCCACCAGAUCGUGCCUGGGGCCCGGUACAGCGUGCAGCCCUUCUUCCAGGAGCAGUUUGUGAACAACCUGCCCCCCGGCAGGUUUUACAACGGCGAGCGGGCGGUGCCGCAGGCCAACGGCUUGCUCUCGCCGCAGCAGGGCGAGGAGGUGGCCAGCCCCCCGCAGCGCUGGUUCGUCACCCCCGUGCAGCAGCCCGGCGCCAACAAGUUGGACAUGAACUCCUAUGAGACGGAGUAUUCGCCGAGCACCCUGCUCCCGUACGGCAUUAAAUCCCUUCCCCUGCAGACAUCCCAUGCUCUGGGAUAUUACCCUGAUCCAACAUUUCCGUCCAUGGCAGGCUGGGGGAGCAGAGGCUCUUACCAGAGAAAAAUGACAACGGGAUUACCAUGGACCUCCCGAACAAGCCCUCCGGGUUUCUCUGAAGACCAGCUUUCCAAGGAGAAGGUCAAGGAAGAAAUUGGCUCCUCCUGGAUAGAGACUCCACCCUCCAUAAAGUCUCUAGAUUCGAACGAUUCUGGGGUCUACACGGGUGCUUGUAAGAGAAGGCGACUCUCCCCUAGCACUUCAAGCAAUGAGAAUUCCCCGACUAUGAAAUGUGAGGACAUUAAUGCUGAGGACUAUAGCAAAGACACUUCAAAAGGCAUGGGUUACUACGCAUUCUAUACCAGUUCUUAAAGUGUUCUUUUAUCCCAGUUGGCUAACUUGGUUUUUUUUCAGGGUGGCCUUGGUUUUUUUUUGCAUCACAAUUGCCAAAAAGACUCUUACCUUCCACCUUGAAUUGUUGUGUGCAAUUCUAAAGAAGGUGCCAAAGCUUUUGACUGUUGCAGGUAACCGAGUAGGGAGAGAGCAAAGUUUAACCGAAUUCUUAACUUGAGAAAGAACCACAUGUGGAAGCUGUAAGCAAGAGCCUAGAGUUUUACAGUGCAGCUUAUUUAUUGAAGACACUAAAGUGUACAGUUUGACUUGGCUCAGAGGCCUGAUGAAAUCUAUGCACUCCUGGGCAGGAAAUGGGGAGUCUGGAUCCCUAAUUCCCCCUUUUUUCCUGCCUAACCUUUGAAUGGAAGGGGGCUGGGUUGGAGGGGCAGCGCUGCACAAAAGGUGUUGUGCUUUAGGCUGUGCUGCAGCACAAUUUGCAGAGUUGGAUCCUGCUCAGCUAGGGCUUUCCUUGGCAGAACACAGUCAAAAUAAGGCCUGUGUGCCAGGCAGACUUGUCUUGAAGCCCUUGUUGCCARUGGUGGAGUUACAGUGACCAAAUUCGACUUCCUUUAGUCUAGCGUAAGGGGGGGGGGGAAUGCCUCUAUCCCAAAAGCCUAACCUUUGUUGAGGUGGCCAAAAAGAAUCAAAGUGUACAGUUGUGUUUUGUCUAGGUACACUGUAGAAUAUUGUGGAAUACUGUAUAAAUAGUCUACUUAUAGCAGUGCAGUUGGCAGGACCUCCAGUGGUGCUUUGAAGUCCUAAAGGCAUUUUCUUCAGAUUAAUCAAACUUAGCGUACAGAACAUUGCAAAUGCAUUGCUUAUUUAAAAAAAAAAAAUUUCUAUUUACGUGUAGGUAAGGUGACUUUUUU